AUGUGCGGAGAUUUUAUUUAUACUGGCAUAAAUUUGGUUACUAUGAUGGUAAGGAAGAUAAUUUGUUUAUUUAGUAGGGUUUAAUGCUCUUCUUGGUCAUCGUCGUUGCAUGCCUGCUUGGUUGUUCCGAUUGUUCAAUUAUUGAUUUUUUCCUUCCAGCUUGAUUAUAUGUUGAAAGGAUGACGGAUACAUAUUAUAUAUUUCAGGUAGUCGAAGUAAAAGGAGGUAUUAUAUACUUUAUGACCAUGGGUAUCUUCCAACAUUCUCCCUAUCCCUUAAACAUGAUAAUGGGUUGUUUGUGGUUAAUGGCCAUGUAUGUUACGAUCUUAACAUUGGGUAUGCAGUUCAUUUACCGUUAUUACGCAUUAUGUAAAACUGCUUUGACACCUGCUUGGUUUAUAUUCUACUACUGCAUUGGUUUAUCAGUAUGUUUCUGUGACGGCUUUGUGGGGUUGUUCAUCGCCGACGGUAAUACAGAAUAUUACACGAAUUUGAUAAAAGAACACCCUAUGUAUACAAAUGAUACGCCUGGAUACAUGGUAAUUGAUCCGGUAAGAAAUAAUGGUUUUGGGUCUUGAAAAUUGGUUGUUAGUACUAAAAACAAGUUUAACAAUACUAGUUUUUGUUUAGGCCAACCUCCCAGCCUUGUUACAUACAAUGAUGAGCCAGUGUAUUGUAGUAUCAACUUAUGUUGUCAUCUUCUAUACUGGUGGUAAAAUAAACCAAAAAUUAAAUGAAGCUUCCGGUAGCAUGAGUGCUUCGACCAAAGAUGCUCAAAAGCAACUGAACAGAGUGAUGAUAUUACAAGCAUUUUACCCCGCCGUUAUUGCAGCUCUACCAAUUAUUGUCGCCACCGUUCUAGCACAAUUUAAGUUUGACACGUUAUGGUGUGGCUUCUAUUUGGCUCCAUCAAUAUCGUUGAUUCCUAUUGCCAAUUCAGUGACCAUUUUAUUUGUCAUACCAUCGUUUAGACGCCGUAUUGUUAAUUACGCGGCUUGGAAAAUUAAUAAGGUGGCUACUACUGUAACAUGGAAGCCAUAUUCCACAACACAAUCUAAAUUUUAUUCGAACGAGGAGAAUGAAGAGUCUAAUACACAAAAGUCUAAUUAUGAACACCUUAUUUAA
Bursaphelenchus okinawaensis is the source of this 1125-nucleotide messenger RNA. The record is from the annotation of a GenBank genome assembly. Lineage: Eukaryota; Metazoa; Nematoda; Chromadorea; Rhabditida; Aphelenchoididae.